Protopterus annectens (West African lungfish) is the source of this 5159-nucleotide messenger RNA. RefSeq names its product SH3 domain binding protein 1 (gene SH3BP1). NCBI's taxonomy places the organism in Eukaryota, Metazoa, Chordata, Ceratodontiformes, Protopteridae. The transcript has 18 exons. The record is from RefSeq and is a predicted model, not a curated record. The coding region runs from base 122 to 2185 and encodes 687 amino acids. Gene Ontology annotation, biological process: regulation of actin cytoskeleton organization; positive regulation of GTPase activity; signal transduction. Gene Ontology annotation, cellular component: intracellular anatomical structure; cytosol; cytoplasm. Gene Ontology annotation, molecular function: protein binding; GTPase activator activity.
ACCGCAUUGACAGUUUGAAGGAAACUAAUUUUGCUGCUGGCAGACGCCAGCCAAAGUGAGUUAAACUUAAAACAAAUUCUCAUUUUCUUGGUUUCUUUUAUUCUGUUCAACACUUUGCAAAAUGAUGAAGAAACAGUUUACCCGUAUGUUGCACCUAGCUAGCCCCAGCACAGGCAGAAACCAAGAGAAGUCAGAACUACUGAGUGAGGAUUUGGUGCAGGUUGAACAAAGAAUUGAACCAGUAAGAAGGGCCUCCUUAAGCAUCCAUAAGAGACUGCUGGCAUGUCUACAGGGACAGCAAGGCACUGACAUGGACAAACGACUGAAAAAGCUGCCCCUGAUGACCCUUUCAACAGCCAUGGCUGAGAGUCUUACAGACAUUGACAAUGAUUGCAGUAUCCGUAAAAACCUGGAGAUAUGCUGUUACAUUGAGAAGACUCUUGCUAAGGAACUGGCACAGUUUGAGAUAUCUCUAGAGGGAACUGUAUUAAAUCCUCUUUUCAAACUUGGAGAGGAGGACUUGCCAAACAUCUUAAAACACAAGAAGCAGCUUGCUAAACAUAUGGCAGACUGGAACAAUGUAAAGACAAGGUUAAGUCAAGCUCACAGAAAUGCUGCCAGUGGAACUGGAGCAGGAAACACUGCUGCAAAACUUGAUUUGCUAAAGGAGGAGGAAGACGAGAUACGGAGGAAGGUGGAGCAGUGUAGGGAUGAAUACUCUGCUGAUCUCUACCACUUCUCCACCAAAGAAGAUGACUAUGCCAGCUAUUUUAUCACUCUCCUAGAACUUCAAGCUGAAUAUCACAGAAAUUCAUUAAAAGAACUGGAAUCCAUGCUCGUGGAAAUUAAAGAAAACACCAGCAAUACAACAGAGUCCAUUGAAAGCUUUAAUUCAAUAGGGGUUUAUGGCGUAGCCCUUGGAGAGCAUCUUGAAACCAGCAAGCUGGAGAUUGCACUUCCCAUCGAGGCCUGUGUCUUAAUGCUGUUGGCAAAAGGCAUGAAGGAAGAGGGACUAUUCCGAUUGGCUGCUGGAGCAUCUCUCCUAAGGAGGUUGAAAAAAAGACUAGACUGUGGACGGAUUGAUAUGGAAGAGUUUUACUCAGAUCCACAUGCUGUAGCAGGUGCACUGAAAUCCUACCUGCGGGAACUACCUGAACCUUUGCUAACCACUGAGCUGUAUGAUGAAUGGUUUACAGCAGCCAGUGAAAAGGAUCCUGAAAGAAAGCUGGAAAAACUGCAGAGCAUUUGCCAUAAACUUCCAAAGGAGAAUUAUACAAAUUUCAGGUAUUUGAUAAAGUUUUUCGCAAAACUAGCUGAACACCAGGAAGUGAAUAAGAUGUCUCCAAGCAACAUUGCCAUUGUUUUGGGACCAAACCUACUGUGGCCUAAGAGAGAAGGGGAUGCGGCUGCCAUGGACAUGGCCUCAGCUUCAUCUGUACAGGUGGUGUCAGUCAUCGAACCCAUCAUUUUACAUGCAUCUACAAUCUUCCCUGGAGAUAUUGACUUUAAUGUGUCCGGCAAGUUCACACCACCACCAGAUGUAUGUGACUCAGAAGGAAGUCUUAUCAAUGGUGAUGCUGCUUCUGAAGAAAAAGUACCCCCUGCAGUAACUGUCAACAGGGUACCCUCUUUUGCAAGAGAAGGACUUACCAAAUCAAACAGUGCUUCAUGUCUUGUUGAUGGAUCCCAGCCAAAGGUGAAGGAAUUAGUCAACACUGUGCCUUCAUCUCCACCACCUAAUAAUCCAAAUCUGAGCACAGCUACAGCAGGAAAGAGACAAGCACCUACUGUGCCAGCAAAUAGCCCUGCCCUGCAGCUAGCAACCUCCCCAGCUUCAGAUAUUUCUGAUGUCCAACAAGGAAAAAUUCCUUCAGUUCGUAAAACACAAGCAAGCAAUGUAAAACCCCCAGGUGUGCCACCACCUCUGCCCCCUCAGCCAACUUUAAGGAGAAAAAGUGUCAAAACUGCACCCUCACCUCCUGGUACAGCUGCAUCAAGCAGACCAGAAAACAUUGCUUUGGCUGAUGAUGCCAAAGAGCUACAUUUGGAGACAAGCAGUACACUAUCACAACAAAGUAUACCAGAAGAUAAGGAAGUGGACAGUAGCAGAGUAACAGGGCCUACUAUAAACAUGCCACAUCCAGUGCCACGGCCACGAAUAAGACAGUCAUCUACAGACAACUGAUAAGCAAUGACAGCAGCUUCUGUACAAAAUACUACUGGAAGAAGACAUUCCAUCUGAAAUCCAAAUGCCAAUGUGCAGAGUGCUUAUCAUGUUUAAUGGUUCAAGAAUAUAGUUAGGCAAGCUUUUGCAUCUCUUUGAAAAAAAAGGCAGUGUGAAAUGGUUAUUAUUUGGGCUGACUUUGGCUUAUGGUCUUUACUUUGACUGUAAAAUAUCCAUACCCUUGAAAAUUGGUGAAAUUAAUUCAUGAGGUCUCGUUUCUAUUUCAGGCCACGAUUUUUCAAAUGCAGGUUGUUACCAUAGUACUGGAACCAUUCUAGGAUGUAUGUAAUAAUGAGACUGAUAUAAUGCUGCAGCAUGACAUUGUAGGAGGCCAAUAUAGAGCACCUGAGAAGAACAAUCUCUCAGAACUAGGUGAUGCUGCACGUAAACAAAUUACUGUUAAGGAAUCAUACUUUAAACUGUGAGAAGAGAAAGGAGUAAACAUCAGGUAUUCUUCAUUCUCCCUUACUAUCAGGUUAAAAAAUAGAAAGCCAGAUUCUUUGCCUGCUGGAUGAUUGGGACUUUAGUUUCAAGCAGCGUGGGUUAUGGAAUUCUCAACCAUUGCAUAACCAUAAGAUCUUACCAUAUGUCAAUUUUUCCAGAAUAAAGCAACUCAAGCACAAGCAAUCCCCAUAUAUGAGGCAACAUGCAUGAGGCGUGGAGGUCAUUCUUUAGCGACUCAUCCUUCUCUGGCCAUGUGGUGUAAAACAUAACACCAAUCCAGGAUUAAUGGUGUACACUGCAUACACUCCAGAGUUAGUGGAGUAAUUCACAUCUCAUGUGGAUGCAGUAAGGCAUACCCUGUAUGAGAUAUGAGAACAUAACAGGACAGAAAAUGAUACAACCACAAAAAUAAAUAAGUACGUAAUAGAGAGUACAGGUUAAAGAAUGUUAUUCCCUUGAAUAGGUGCUGCAGUUCUGUAGAAUAAACAAAAAGACCAAAAUGAUUCUAUAGUCAGUGCACAUCAGACCAGACGACAGAAUUGUGUUAUCACAAAGCACAGAAUGAUGAUUUUAGAUUUACUUAACAGUAAACCUCAGUGGAGAAAGUGCCCAUUUGAAUGUAAAUGUUCAGUAUUUCAUUCUAGUUUACCAAGAUGAACUUGUUUAAGAUAGCAGUCCGUCUUUUUGCAGUUGGUCUCAUGAGGACCUUGUUCAGGGUUCAUGGGAUAAACUCAAGCAGGUUUUCACGCCUGUCUGCGCUAAGUGAUAAACUCAGACUGUGACUUAAAAUCACCUGUGGUAAUUAAUAAUAUAUAGUUGGGUCAGGUUACUCCAUACCAUACGCUAUUAUAUGUUUUGCUUUUCCUAUGAGAUUGUAUAAUGCACUGUUUAUAUUAUAAUGUCACACUGUGCAUGUUUAUUGCAUCUUUCUCAGAAAACUCCUUUUCUACUGCUAUAAAAACAGGAACAAAGUAGAUUACUGCUUCAUGAAGUAUAUCUGAACAUUUUCAAAGCAGCAGAUGCUAUGGAUUUCACCCUAUAGUCCUAAGUUUUAUUCUCUCCAUAUCUUCUUGCAAGCUUUGUGAGUCCAAGCAAGUUACUGAAGUAAACAGUUGUCUCUACAAGCAUGUGUCUGCACAGAGUGGGCUUAUUUGGUUAUCACACAAAUAAAGUAAGUAUUAAAAUGAAUAUGGCAAUGGAUGGAAUGUAGACAACAAGGAGCUUAAAGAUCACUGUCACAGGACACAGAGAGAGAGAAACAGUAUGAAUUAGUAAUUAAUCAUAGCUGCAUGGUUUCUUAUAGUGAUAAUGUAAGUCACAUCCAGGGUGUAUAUAAAAGCAAACAGAAGACAUUGGGAAUGGUAGAGUUUGUAUGCAGGCAUUUCUGAACUGAUACACAGAGUAACAGAAUUCAUAUAUGGGGAACUGAUGUGACAAAGUGAGGUAAAAUAGUACAGGACAGCAAAAAUAAUCUAACAAUCAGGAAAUAAGACAUAGAAGGAGAAAUGACAAUAUCUGCCUUUGUGUAGUUUUGAAAAAAAAAAAACAGGCAAAGGAUGGCAUAAUGUAACAUUCCUGUAGACAUUAGCAGAAAAGAAAAUCCUUCAUUUCCUUUGACUUUCAUAGUGCAGAAAGACUUCUCCUCUAAAUAAAACAAGGUGCAAUUAAGGCAUUUACAACUGCACUUACACUGAAGGAAAAAUGGAUAAUAGAACAAUACCAAAGGAAGCAAUACUGACACAAGUAAAGCAAGCCUACUGUUUGUACUUUUCAUCUGGAUCACUGGAAAACAUGUACCAAAAAUAAAAUGAGCAGUACAUAAUAGGGUCAAUGCAAAGUAUUAGUUUGGAUGACCAGAGUGAAUAUGACUAAGCAUCUUUUUUAAUCAUUGUUAUUUUCUGUAAAUGUGCACAUUCAAAGAAAAGGAUAUGGUGAAACUGCAGUCCUUGGAUAACAAAACUAAUUAGAUCUGGUGUGAUGCAAUAGAAAACUCUUGAUAGUAAGGCUCACUUUCCAUUUGCAACAAUGAAUGGCCAAUGUUUCACCUUUGAUGGUAUUAGUAUAUCGCUGAUGCAGUAUGAAAUUUCCAAACAUUUUUUAAAAAUUAUAUAUUUUUUCAUUUUGUUUUCUUCAUCUGUAUUAUAUUGAAUUGUUCUGGUAAUAGAUAGUUUACAUGUUAGUGUGAAGAGUUUGUCAAACAGAGGACUCUGAAUUCUGUAAAUUUUUGAUUGCCUAUAUAUGAACAAAUCAGAAUGUAGUAUGCACACAGGAAAUCCUGUUAAUCUAUGUUUUUUCUUGAACAUGAAUGAGGCAUUUUCACUCUGUAGUAGACUGAUUCCAGGCUUCACAGAGUAAGCUAAAUGAAAGGCCGCAGUCUGAAACUAUACUGUGUUUUAUUGAAACAUUUUUUAUAAAUAAUAUUUUGGGAGAUGUCCUGUGUUUUGUCAAUGCUGUAUAAAUAAUUUAAAAUAAAACAAAGGGUGAAACUUCA